Messenger RNA from Camarhynchus parvulus, 653 nucleotides. RefSeq names its product hydroxyacyl-thioester dehydratase type 2 (gene HTD2). The record is from RefSeq and is a predicted model, not a curated record. NCBI's taxonomy places the organism in Eukaryota, Metazoa, Chordata, Aves, Passeriformes, Thraupidae. The coding region runs from base 19 to 546 and encodes 175 amino acids. The transcript has a single exon.
AAUUGUUGGUUCAGCUGCAUGCAGGAGAAGUUCCUGGAAAUGUUGUGGCCCUUCAGGCGUGGAAUUUCUGGAAGGAUUUUCCAACAAACAGCCUUGACAAAGCCAAUGUUUAUCAGCUCAUUGCUUGGACAUCCUACAUUUCAGAACUUACACAUAAAAGUUGGAGACAAAGCUGAACUUAGCAAGGCUUUUACACAGAAUGAUGUAGUUACUUUUUCUUAUUUAACAGGUGACACAAAUCCUUUGCAUUUAAAUGAAGAGUUUGCAAAGAAGUCUAGGUUCGGGAGAACUGUUGUCCAUGGAGUUCUGAUCAAUGGACUUAUUUCUGCAGUUCUGGGUACCAAAAUGCCUGGUCAAGGAUGUAUAUUUCUUUCCCAGGAGAUUCGUUUUCCAGCUCCUUUGUAUGUUGGUGAAGAAGUCACAGCUGCAGCAGAAGUGAAACGACUGAAGGGUUCUGUUGCACACAUUUCUGUAUCAUGUCAGGUCAGAGAAAGUGGGAAAACUGUUAUGGAAGGGAUGGUGAAAGUUAUGGUGCCAGAGAGUUAGAACUGUUCAUCAUGUGCAACUUCAGCAUAAAGGCCAGAACCAAUGUACACUUAGUUUUGAGUCUCUUUUUAUGUGACAUCACUAAAACCAGUAAAUUUGCAACAAAA